ACAAAUCCUAGUUUCAGUUUCUCAUACUCCCUUCUUUUAGAGAUUCAAUUUUAUCUCUCUUAUCUACAUAUAAUUGAAAUAGUCUCCGAUUCUUUAGAUUUAUUCAUCAUCAUAAUCGUCAUCUGAGAAAUGGCCGGAAAAGGUGAAGGUCCUGCGAUCGGAAUCGAUCUCGGAACGACUUACUCCUGUGUUGGUGUUUGGCAACACGAUCGUGUGGAGAUCAUAGCCAAUGAUCAGGGCAAUAGAACGACGCCGUCUUAUGUUGGCUUCACCGACAGCGAGCGUCUCAUCGGCGAUGCUGCCAAGAAUCAAGUCGCCAUGAAUCCUAUUAACACUGUUUUCGAUGCAAAGCGAUUGAUUGGUAGGAGAUUCAGUGAUGCAUCUGUACAAGGUGACAUGAAACUCUGGCCAUUCAAGGUAAUUCCUGGUCCUGGCGACAAACCCAUGAUUGUGGUCAACUACAAAGGUGAGGAAAAGCAGUUUGCUGCGGAGGAGAUCUCCUCCAUGGUCCUCACAAAGAUGAGAGAGAUUGCCGAGGCCUACCUUGGAUCGACAGUGAAGAACGCUGUGGUCACUGUCCCAGCCUACUUCAAUGAUUCUCAGCGUCAGGCUACAAAGGACGCCGGAGUCAUUUCUGGCCUCAAUGUCAUGCGUAUAAUCAAUGAGCCAACUGCUGCUGCCAUUGCUUAUGGUUUGGACAAGAAGGCUACUAGCGUUGGUGAAAAGAAUGUGCUUAUUUUUGAUCUGGGUGGUGGUACUUUUGAUGUCUCUCUUCUUACAAUUGAAGAGGGUAUUUUUGAAGUGAAGGCCACUGCUGGUGAUACUCACCUUGGAGGUGAGGAUUUUGAUAACAGAAUGGUGAACCAUUUUGUUCAGGAGUUCAAGAGAAAGAACAAGAAGGACAUCAGUGGAAACCCCAGAGCUCUGAGGAGGUUGAGGACUUCUUGUGAGAGGGCUAAGAGGACCCUCUCAUCCACUGCUCAGACCACCAUUGAGAUUGAUUCUUUGUUUGAGGGUGUUGAUUUUUACUCAACCAUUACGCGUGCCAGAUUUGAGGAGCUUAACAUGGAUCUCUUCAGGAAAUGUAUGGAGCCUGUUGAGAAGUGUUUGAGGGAUGCCAAGAUGGACAAGAGCAGUGUCCAUGAUGUGGUUCUUGUUGGUGGGUCUACCAGAAUUCCCAAGGUGCAGCAACUUCUGCAGGACUUCUUUAACGGGAAGGAGCUUUGCAAGAGCAUUAAUCCAGAUGAAGCCGUUGCCUAUGGGGCUGCUGUUCAAGCUGCUAUUUUGAGUGGUGAGGGUAAUGAGAAGGUUCAGGACCUAUUGCUAUUGGAUGUUACUCCUCUGUCUCUUGGUUUGGAGACUGCUGGAGGUGUAAUGACUGUUUUGAUUCCAAGAAACACCACUAUACCGACCAAGAAGGAGCAGGUGUUCUCUACAUACUCGGACAAUCAGCCUGGAGUGUUGAUUCAAGUGUACGAGGGUGAGAGGACAAGAACAAGGGACAACAACUUGCUUGGUAAAUUUGAGCUUUCUGGCAUUCCCCCUGCUCCCCGAGGUGUACCCCAGAUCACUGUCUGUUUCGACAUGGAUGCAAAUGGUAUAUUGAAUAUAUCUGCUGAGGAUAAGACCACUGGCCAAAAGAACAAGAUCACAAUCACCAAUGAUAAGGGAAGACUCUCCAAGGAAGAGAUAGAGAAGAUGGUGCAGGAGGCCGAGAAGUACAAGUCCGAGGACGAGGAGCACAAGAAGAAGGUCGAAGCCAAGAACUCGUUGGAAAACUAUGCCUACAAUAUGAGGAACACCAUCAAAGACGACAAGAUCAGUUCCAAGCUCCCAGCAGCCGACAAGAAGAAGAUCGAAGAUGCCAUUGAGGAGGCAAUUCAGUGGUUGGACAGUAAUCAACUUGCUGAGGCAGACGAAUUUGAGGACAAAAUGAAGGAGCUUGAGAGUGUCUGCAACCCUAUCAUUGCAAAAAUGUACCAGGGUGAAGGUGGCCCUGACAUGGCCGGUGGCAUGGAUGAUGAUGCUCAUUCAUCAGCAGGUGCUGGUGGUGCAGGUCCCAAGAUUGAGGAAGUCGACUAA
This is a messenger RNA of Ilex paraguariensis (yerba mate), 2082 nucleotides long. Lineage: Eukaryota; Viridiplantae; Streptophyta; Magnoliopsida; Aquifoliales; Aquifoliaceae. The record is from the annotation of a GenBank genome assembly.